This is a messenger RNA of Antechinus flavipes (yellow-footed antechinus), 4420 nucleotides long. RefSeq names its product ATP binding cassette subfamily D member 1 (gene ABCD1). NCBI's taxonomy places the organism in Eukaryota, Metazoa, Chordata, Mammalia, Dasyuromorphia, Dasyuridae. The record is from RefSeq and is a predicted model, not a curated record. The transcript has 10 exons. Gene Ontology annotation, cellular component: peroxisomal membrane. Gene Ontology annotation, biological process: long-chain fatty acid import into peroxisome; fatty acid beta-oxidation; very long-chain fatty acid catabolic process. Bases 604 to 2862 code for a protein of 752 amino acids. Gene Ontology annotation, molecular function: ATP hydrolysis activity; ATP binding; long-chain fatty acid transmembrane transporter activity.
UGGGGAUUAUGGGCCGGUGGCGGAGUCACUGUCGCUCCAGUCUGCCUGAAGAGCGGUAGAGUUUGCUGCCCUGGGGAGGGGCCGCGCCUUGAGAAGAGGAAGAAGAGGAGGAGGAGGAGGAAGAAGAAGAAGAAGAGGAGGAGGAGGUGGAGGAAGAGAAGAUAGCACUCUCUUCUCCGGACUCUGUCCACCCCACAUCCUGACCUUAUAUGGUCCACGAGGCUGUCCGGGUCGAAGGGAUCACUGACUGACUGAGGAGGGUGAAUAGGGAAAGAGACUGAGAGAGGAGACAGUAGAGACAAACUGAAGAGAUAAAAAGUGCAGUUAGAAAGGAGACAGCUUGAAGAAAGACAGACAGAGAAGAGUGACAUAGGGGAGAGGCAAAGAUUAAGACAGGAGAGACCAGAGACCUAGAACAGAGAUAGCACAGAGAGAGAUACCUGGUCGGUUGCUGGAGCAAUCACCACAGUGGAUGCCCUGUUGCGCCCCCGGUUUCCUAGGAAACGGCCUAAGGGGCCUGUCCACAGGGUUCCAGUUACCUGGGCAACCUUCCCAACAGCCCCUGCGUAAAGCUUGUGUGCCCACUCUUCCCUAGCGGGCACCAUGCAGGUGCUCUCGAAGGCCCGGCCUUCCCGCUCGGUCUCCCUGAGGCGCCUGGCCGUGGUGCUGGCCCUGACCGCUUACGGGGUGCACAAGAUUUACCCCCUGGUGCGCCAAUGCCUGACAACGGCGCCCCCGAGGGGGCCUGUGGCCCAGGCCCUGUCCUUGGCCGAGUCGGAGUCCCGCGGCACCUCGGCCUCUUCAGCAGCUGGGAUGGCGGGUGGUAGCGCCAGUGCCAACCGCGUGUUCUUGCGCCGGCUGCUCUGGCUGCUGCGCCUCCUCUUCCCCAACGUCCUGUGCCAGGAGACGGCCCUGCUGGGCCUGCACACGGCAGCGCUGGUCAGCCGUACCUUCCUGUCAGUUUACGUGGCCCGCCUCGACGGGCGCCUGGCCCGCUGCAUUGUCCGCAAGCAACCGCGGGCCUUCAGCUGGCAGCUGCUUCAGUGGCUGCUCAUCGCGCUGCCUGCCACCUUCGUGAACAGCGCCAUCCGUUACCUGGAGGGCCGCCUGGCGCUGGCCUUCCGCAGCCGCCUCGUGGGGCACGCUUACCGCCUCUAUUUCAACCAGCAGACUUACUACCGAGUCAGCAACAUGGACGGCCGCCUGCGCAACCCUGACCAGUCCCUCACUGAAGACGUGGUGGCCUUCGCAGCCUCGGUGGCCCACCUUUACUCCAACCUGACCAAGCCCCUGCUCGAUGUGGCGGUGACCUCGUACACCCUGCUGCGCACAGCUCGCUCUCGGGGAGCCAGCACGGCCUGGCCCUCGGCCAUUGCCGGCCUGGUGGUCUUCCUCACCGCCAAGGUGCUUCGGGCCUGCUCCCCCAAGUUUGGGGAGCUGGUGGCCGAGGAGGCCCGCCGCAAAGGGGAACUGCGCUACAUGCACUCGAGAGUGGUGGCCAACUCGGAGGAGAUCGCCUUCUACGGAGGCCACGAGGUGGAAAUGGCCCUGCUGCAGCACUCGUACCAAGACCUGGCCUCCCAGAUUAACCUCAUUCUUCUGGAAAGGCUCUGGUAUGUCAUGCUGGAACAGUUCCUCAUGAAGUACGUGUGGAGUGCCUCGGGUCUCGUCAUGGUUGCUGUACCUAUCAUCACUGCUGUUGGCUAUUCAGAGACAGACUCAGAGGCAGUAAAAAAAGCAGCCUUGGAGAUGAAGGAAGAAGACCUGGUGAGUGAGCGCACCGAAGCCUUCACAAUUGCCCGUAACCUGCUCACGGCUGCUGCGGACGCUAUCGAGCGAGUUAUGUCUUCCUAUAAAGAGGUGACAGAGCUGGCUGGCUACACUGCCCGAGUGUAUGAAAUGUUCCAGGUAUUUGAGGAUGUCCAACGAGGUAGUUUCAAGAGGCCUGGGGAACAAGAGGACUCUCCAGUGAAGGCCAGACCCGGAGCUCUUGUGAGGCAUGGGGUGCGUAUGGAGGGGCCCCUGAAAAUCAAAGGCAAGGUAGUGGAUGUGGAGCAAGGGAUCAUCUGUGAGAACAUCCCCAUCAUCACCCCAACAGGAGACGUGGUGGUGGCCAACCUCAACAUCAGGGUGGAAGAAGGCAUGCACCUGCUCAUCACUGGCCCCAACGGCUGUGGCAAAAGUUCCCUGUUCCGGAUUUUAGGCGGGCUUUGGCCGGCCUAUGCUGGCGUCCUCUACAAACCUCCACCACAACGCAUGUUUUACAUCCCCCAGAGGCCCUACAUGUCAGUGGGUUCUCUGAGGGACCAAGUGAUCUAUCCUGACACAAUAGAGGACAUGAAAAGGAAGGGCUACUCUGACCACUACCUGGAGGCCAUAUUGGACAUUGUGAACCUCAACCACAUCGUCCAGAGGGAAGGAGGUUGGGAGGCUUCCUGUGACUGGAAGGAUGUCCUCUCAGGUGGAGAGAAGCAAAGAAUCGGCAUGGCCCGAAUGUUCUACCACAGGCCCAAGUACGCACUUCUGGACGAAUGCACCAGCGCCGUGAGCAUUGAUGUGGAGGGCAAGAUUUUCCAGGCUGCUAAGGACGCGGGCAUCGCCCUGCUCUCCAUCACCCACCGGCCUUCCCUGUGGAAGUACCACACACACCUACUGCAGUUUGACGGCGAAGGGGGCUGGAAAUUUGAGAAGCUUGACACGGUCACCCGCUUAACCCUGAGAGAGGAAAAGCAGCGCUUGGAGCAGCAGCUGGCGGGCAUCCCCAAAAUGCAACAACGCCUCAGCGAACUUUGUGAAAUCCUGGGUGAAGAUGCAGAUCUCCACCGUGUUGACCCAUCUCAGACCUCCCACCCCAGUCCCUGAGGUCCUGGCCUCAGCCUGGGCCUUCUUCUGGCCCAGGAGACCAUCCUAUAGCCAAAUAUCCCUGGACACUUUGUCCUGUGUUCCUUAAUCCACAGCCCUCCCUAACCUUGUGUCGUGCCCCCCAAAUCUCCCCAGAUCUCAUGAAGGAAGCAGUGGGGUCUCCUUUUGUCAUUCCCCUCCCAAGGAGAUAGAUAGAAUCCUAUGUGGUUCUGCCCCCUCCCUGUCUAGGGACUUGUUUGCUGGGAGGGGGGUGAAGAGAUGGGGGAAAUACUUACCUUAGUAACUGCCAUCUGCCCAGCCACCACCUGGCUUGCCCCAGGUCUGUAUCAGCUGGAGGGAGGAAGGGUGAGGGGGGCCGGUUGGUAAUUAGUAACUGUGAAGUAGAUAGCAUGUAUGUAGCCAGAGUCCUUUCCUUUUCCCUGAGGGGGCUGGGAUAGGGUGAGUUGGUUGUUGCCCUACUCGUACCACCAAGCACCCUCCUCAGUUAUAUUCUUGGUGAAGGCAGAGGUGUUAGGUUCUGUGCCAUGACAGGUAUGGUGGGUGAGGAGCCUGGGACCACUACCACCACACUGCCAGCCAAAAGUCCACAUGGAAGGCUGCAUAUUGCUCACAAUUCUCUCUCUCUCACCGCUUCUCUUGUCCCUUCCUCCUCCUCCUUUCUUCUCUUCCCACCUCGCCGAGACAUCUUCUAGUCUGCCUGAUCUCCCGACACCUCUCAGCUUCUCCGCCAAACUGGAGCGGUCUCCCGGCCGGACGGGGGCGGCACUUCAUCCAUCUUCUCCGACACCGGGUGUUCCAAAGAGCCCUCGCCCACCCGCCUGCCCACAAGAGGGAGAGUUGCACAAUAUUUCCUACUCUUAAGAAUGUAGUUUUUUUCUCUGUCUCUCAGUAGUACUAUCUUGGUCUUUCUCUCUCUCUUUUUUAAGUAAUUUAUUUGAUCCAGUUUUAUAUUUGUAAUGAUUGCCAAUGUGAGUAUUCCACCAGAGAGAUGGGGAGGUAGGAACAGAGGUUAAGGGAAUCGUUCCCUUACCCGGGUUUGUUGGCACGAAGGGUUUGAUCCGCCCGCGCUUUUGCCUUGGUGCGUCAGCAUUGAAGGAUGGAGUGGAAUGGAGAAGGGGAGCAGGGGACGUUUCUCCCGUAGACCAGUCCCCCCAAUAUCUGUGGGCCUGCCCCGACUCCCUUUGACACCAGCUAACACUGCCAACUACCUACCAGCCAACUCCCCGCGCCACCUCGCUGAAGUGAGGGACCUAGGGAAGGGGGAAGUAUAUCCCUCUGCUUGCCAAAACCACUUUGCCCCUCCCCACCUCUGCGCCCCCAUGGAGGAAACAUGCUAUGAGGGGUCCCUUCAUUUCUUUCCCUGCCCCUUCCCCAAUGCCAAAGUGUACUCAGGAGGAGAGGGAGAUCAACUAUGCAAACCCACACACUCACUUGUGGAUGGAAACAACAGAAGCCGCGUGCCUUAGCCCUCCUCCUUGGGGCUGGGGGUGAGCUGGGCCCUCCUUGUCCUCUCCCACCCUCUCUCCCAGUCAUUAAAGAAAAUGUGUUGGAAAUCCAA